This is a messenger RNA of Trichomycterus rosablanca, 1185 nucleotides long. It is a transcript of the gene tmpob, whose product is annotated as thymopoietin b. The transcript is spliced from 6 exons. The record is from RefSeq and is a predicted model, not a curated record. Lineage: Eukaryota; Metazoa; Chordata; Actinopteri; Siluriformes; Trichomycteridae. Gene Ontology annotation, molecular function: DNA binding. The coding region runs from base 8 to 1096 and encodes 362 amino acids.
GCAAAGCAUGGCAGAAUUCCUUAAAGAUCCAACUACUCUAACAAAGGAAAAGCUGAAGAAUGAACUGAGGGCAAAUGAUGUUCCUCUUCCCAGUGGUGACCAAAAGAAAGAUGUCUAUGUUCAACUUUACCUUAAACAUCUGACUGUAUUGAACGAGAAGACAAAUCCUUCUCCUGACACCUUUUCCAGUGAUGAAGAAAUCGUGCCGGUGGUCUCUAACAAAAGUCGUUCAGGAAAGAAGGCUAUAAAAAAGACGGAUAAGAAUCGGAAAGAGGAGGUGGAUGUUGAGAGUCUGACAGACAGUGAUUUAAAGGAUGAAUUGCUGAAGCAUGGCAUUAAUUCAGGUCCUAUAGUUGCGUCGACUCGUAAACUUUACGAGAAAAGACUACAGAAACUGCUGGAUCAGCCUACGUCAGUGUCCACUCAACCUGAACCUGAGACUGCAGUUCCAGAGACAGUCACGCUGACAGCAGGAGGCAGUCAGAAUGGCAACACGCACUCAGUGGAGAAUCAGUACAGUGAUAAGGAGGAAGAAAUAGAGACAGUUCCAGUAUCGACAAAGCCAGUUAGAAGCAGAGGGAUAACACCAGUGACCACCAGGACAAGCAGCAGACAUCACAUUAAGCAGGUAGAGGAGAGGGCAGCUGAUGGCAGGGGAGUAUCUCUGGACAAAGGUGACAUAUUAAAGGAAAUGUUUCCUAAUGAGCCUUCUACACCUACAGGAAUUAUUGCUUCUUGUCGACGUCCUAUUCGUGGGGCAGCUGAGCGUCCAGUAAAACCGCUGGACCUCUGGUCAGAGGAGUCUCUCCUGCGGCAGCGUGUACUUACCUCCACCACUGCUGCCACCACCAAAACAUCACUCUCGCAGAGUUACAGUGCUCCAGCACCUGCCCCCCGUCCAUCCCGUUGCUCCUUCUCUUUCUGGCUCAAACUGCUGGUGUUCCUUGCUCUAGUGGCCCUCCUGUACUAUGCCUAUCAGAAUGUGAGCAGCAAGCAGAUUGAUUCCUGCAUUCUCUUUCUACAGGACAGUGUGAUUACACCGCUUCUUACUCUGAUUGGUGUUAUUGGGCACAAAGAUAAUGCUGGGAGCAAAUAAGCCAGUUCCAUCAGUGUGUGUGCUCUUGCUGUUUAUUUUGUCAGACUUGAGUUACAUCCCCAUCUGAAUGAUUGGAGGAUCAACAUAAU